Messenger RNA from Cuscuta campestris, 3471 nucleotides. NCBI's taxonomy places the organism in Eukaryota, Viridiplantae, Streptophyta, Magnoliopsida, Solanales, Convolvulaceae. The record is from the annotation of a GenBank genome assembly.
AGAAAGCGGGAAGAAGUAGAAAGUGAAAGUGUCGCCAAGCCUUCUGGGGGUGGGUUGAAACUUUGAAAACGUGGAUGUGUUUCAAUGCACCGCGUUGUGAAACGUAAGAUAAAUGGACAGAAACCAACGGUUUUGUUUAAUGAUAAGGGACAACCGUAUGAUGUGGCUGCUGCAGAGAUGCAAUCUUACAUUGGAGUUUUGGCCAGGACAAAAGCUCCAAUAUGGUUUGACACUUGGAGGCAAGUUCCGGUAACCAUCAAGAACAAGAUUUGGAAAUCUGUCACGUUGGGGUUCGACCUACCCCCUUCUGCACGAAAACUUGUGCUGCAGUCGGCGAAUUCGAAGUGGAAACAAUUCAAGAGUACCCUGACAUGUCGAUAUAUUCUUCCCUUUCGAGAUGAACCUGAGAAGCUGAGGACUCCAAUAGAGGACUUCUCUUUAUUGGAGAAGAAUCAUUGGGAUAUUUUUGUUACUGAUCGUCUAAGCCCCGAGUUCUUGACUAGAGCCACUCAUCUCCCUUCCCCUCCUUAUCCGAUCUCGCCGCAGACUCCAGAAAAAACCCUUUCACUCGUCCCCCUUCCAGUCAUCUCCCUUCCCCUCAUUCUCUCCAUUCCCAUGGCCCUCUCAUUCGAAUUUGUUGUUGGCGGCCAUGUAUCUGAGAACAAAGUAAUUUUCAUUGAAAGCGACGACGAUGGUGUGGACGAUUCGAAGGAGACUGAAGUCAUCUAUUACCAUGAAGAGGAAGAUGUCAUAAUCAUUGCUGGGACUGAGGAGACGCAGUUGAUGCUAGACGACGGCCAGAGGUAUGAGAUACUCGCAAUGGAGACUUCUCCGGGGAUCUACAAACCUUGGGAUCCGAAGACAGAUGUGAUGAAGUUCAUGCAACCCACUUCAUAUGUGAACUCUUCGGUCUCAGAGAUCAAUUCCAAACCCCUGUCUGGUGCGACGAUGAUCACACCGACCAAUAAUGACUUGCACCUAGCACAUUUGUGUUUCCUCGAAAACUGUGAUGAUGUCCAACCAUACUUUAUUGAACAUAUGGGUGCUUUGGUGAAAACGUAUCCACAACGUUCUAAUGAUGAGGAGUGGCUCAAGAACAAGCAAAACGAAACUUUCCCGGGCUGGUUUCGUAGAAAAAUUUCAAAAGACUUGCUUGUGGAGAAUAAUACGGUAUCAACGGAACUAAUGUGGAUUGCAGAAGGGCCUAACAAGGAUGUACCCACUUUCAAACAAUGCUCGUUGUUGUCUGGACAGGGGCAUGAAGAUAGGGGACGAGACAACUGCUGCAAUUGGGCAAAAUGGAGUGUUUCUCACUGUCUUGGUCAUGCCUGGGCUGUUUUUUUGGAGCUGAAGUUGAGACUGAGUCAAGCUGGACCUACUGCUAUGCCACUAGCAGCGGGUAAUAAAGAAAAGAAGAAAAAGAAGGCUUUGAAAGGUGAUGAAUCUAUUGUGGAUGGUUAUGGUGAUGCUGCUAUGCCAAAGCCAGGAGGCCAAGUUCCCAUCCAAUUCUCUUUGUGUGUUGUCCAUGCUCCAACGGGAUUUAGGGUGUAUGUGAAAGAUAAAUGCAUUGUGAUUGAAGAUAUUGAUUGGGAUAUUUACUUCACCAAAGAUUUGUUCGAGGAUGUCAUUUCCAAAGCUAAAGAACAGAAUAUAAGUCUUCCUAGGUUUGUUGGUUUUAGAUAUCAUCCUCCCUGGAAAGAAAUUCAGAAAGAGGCACUAGCUUCUGAUAGAGAUUGGAUUAAGAUGGUUGAGGGGGUAAUUGAUGAUGAUAAAGGAUCAUCUGAAGAUGAAGAAGAAGACUAUGAUUUUACAGGGAGUGAGGAGGAGUGUUUGAGUAGUGAGGCAGUUUCCUUGGAUGAAGAGUCAGAAAUGGAGGAUGAUUUUGAUCUUGAUGCUGACACUGCCCAUAAAAUGAUGCUGGUGAAAAAGCACCAUAACAGGGCUGGAGCAGCUUGGGUUGCAACUCACCUUCUAGAACACUUUAGAAAUAAUAAACAGAUGAGUGUGGUUACUGCCCAAAAAAUUAUUUUGAAGAAGUUCAGCACUCGCAUACCUGAUUAUACUUGUUGGAGGGCUCUUAGGGUCAUGAGGGGUAUGGUUGAAGGUAGGCAUGAAGAUGGAUACAAGAUGUUACCACAAUACAUGGAGGGUCCAUAUGAGGGAGUGCUCUUGACUGCUAUGGCCUUAGAUGGAAGCAAUGGUCAAUUUCCCUUGGCAUAUGGUGUUGCUAAUUGUGAAGAUGAAACAGAGUGGUCUUUCUUCCCACAUGGACUAUUUGUGGCACUUGGCUGCACAUCAGAUGCAUCCCCAUACACAAUAAUAUCUGACAUGCAUAAGGAAAUAAUAAAAGGACUGAGGAAUGCUUUUCCUAAAGCUAAAAGAAGGAUUUGUGUGCUACACUUUUAUAAGAACUUUGCUUCAAAGUUCUCAGGUGCAUGGUUCCAUUCAUUCUUCUACAUUGUGGCAAAUACUUUCUCAGAAUAUGUAUUUAAAAAAGCAAUGGAAAAAAUAAAAGAGGAGGAUGUUGAAGCCUAUGACUGGCUCAUGGACAAUGAACCACAUGAACAUUGGGCCAGACACAAAUUUGAUCCUGCAUUGAAGUGUGAUGACAACACAAACAACUUUGUGGAGUCAUUCAAUAAGGCCAUAAUAUCACACAGAGCCAAGCCAACCUUGCAAAUGCUAGAGGAGAUCAGGAAAUUAAUAGGGAAUAGAUUUGAAAAAAAGUUUGACUUAGGCAGGAGUUGGUGUACUACAAUAACACCUUAUGUAGACAAUAAGUUAAGGGUGCUAGCAAUGGAGUAUAGGGUAUGUUCUGAGGUUGUAGGAGCUGGUAGAGGUGAAUGUGAUGUAGUUGAUGGGAACACCAACUUAACAGUGAGGCUGAGAGACCAUCAUUGUGACUGUAAUAAGUGGCAAGUGUCAGGCCUUCCUUGUAAGCAUGCAGUUAGAUGCAUUCUGAGGAUGAAUGAGAACCUUGAAAACUACUGUGAAGAUUGGUUUUCAGUUGAGAAGUACAGAAGGCUUUAUGAUGGUAUAAUACAUCCUAUCCCAGAUCCUUGUAUGUGGGGUGAGAGCUCACUCCCUAAACUUGAUCCUCCUAAGGCGUUUAAAAAGAAGGGGUAGCCAAAGAAGCACAAAAGAAGAGAUAUAGAAUAUAUCCAAUCAAAAAGAGUAAAUCUUACUCCAACACAAAGGAGCGAUCAUGUAGUUCAAAUACCACAUGUAUUGUCAAAUAUGUAUGUUUUGCAAAACUCUAAAGUAAUUCAUUCACAAAUGUUAUGCCCUGGGCAACAGAGUCGGGGCGUUAUUACUCAGAACAUAUAUAGAAAAAUAAUGAACAUAUAGGUUCCCAUAAAAGUAAACUGUGUGGAAUUUCAGUAACAGGAAAAGAAAGAGAGUUCAAGGAUAGAGAGAGUAACAACACAUGCCAAACAUUCAAAGAAUGACAAGUAAAAAAACUACUCCCUC